CAGCCGAGUGCGCGCGUGGCUUCUGGGGUUGCGCAGUGCAGGCGCGGGCGCGAGCAGGGCGGCGCGAGAGACGGAGGUGUCACAUCUGCACACGGCAGACUGCGACUGUAAUUUCCACACGUCAACAUGCGGACAGGUCGACGGAGUGUGGCUCACCUGAGCAGGCUGCUUCCACAUCUUCUGCUCCUGUUGCUGCUCUCACUCUCCACCUGUGCUGCGCCAGGUGUGCCAGAUGUUCAAAGUUCCAGUGAGGAGCAAGAAAACAGUCACCUGGUCAACCCGUUUGGGUCCGGAGACGAUGAGAGAAGUUUGUUGCAGAUCUUCAUCCACUCGCAUCUGAAGGAUAGUGAUGGAACUGAGAUUAACACCCGGGAGCAAGAGGUCUUCUUCCUCUUCCGUCUGUACGACUUUGACCGCAGUGGAUUCCUGGACGGACUGGAACUGAUGAAGUUGCUUUCUGACUUCAACACUGAUCAGACAAGUGGAGCCCCGGACAGUAAGAAAGUGGAGUCCAUGGUUGACUUCUUACUUCAGAGUCAUGACGCGAACCUGGAUGGACUGUUGGCUCCAUCGGAGCUGCUCACUCCGCCAUUAGCUCACAGAGAGGUUGGCGUCAGUCACAACCCUCCUCAGCAGGAUCACACGGUGAUCGACGUCCAGGAAGAGACGCACAAAGUGGAGGCGCAUGAGGAGUCGCUUGAGGAGGCGCUUGAGGAGGCGCUUGAAGAGGCGCAUGAGGACGUUCAAACUCCACAGGAAGACCAUCACCAGGAAGUGAAAGUGGAAUUGGACGAGGAUUUACAACAAGAAUUGGAACAAGAUGGACUAGAAAUCCUAGAGGAGCAGAAUCAUGAGAUGAAAGUGCCCGUGCAUCAGGGGCAGCCGGAGAUGUAACCUUGAGAGCUGGAUGUAGCGUCAGCGCCGCGACUCUCUGACUGUUCUGUCUGCAGAUAUUUCCUGUGUUGCAAUUUAAUACUAUGUGAGAUUUAGAUGAUAAAUAUUCUCAUAUGAUCAGAAUGAGUCCAAUGAUUUUUCGUUAAGCAUAUUUUUAUUGCACCCUUUGUAAAAUUAUAUUUUUAUAACAGGUGUGUGUUUUCAUUUGAGACCCUGUGCACUAGCCUGGACUGACUUUGGUCCAGUUAAAUUCUAAAAUAUGCAGUUCAAUUAAUACAUGUAUUUUAAACAUGGAAUGUAAAAAGACUGAUGUGGAACAAACAUGUUUUUUUAAAAGAUAUAAUUCAAUGAGUGAGUAAAAUGUAUAAGGAAAAAUGGACUGAUGAUGUCUUCAUUUGUUUGGAUUUAUUUGUUCAAUAAACAUUUUGAU
Synchiropus splendidus (mandarinfish) is the source of this 1324-nucleotide messenger RNA. RefSeq names its product cell growth regulator with EF-hand domain 1 (gene cgref1). Gene Ontology annotation, molecular function: calcium ion binding. Bases 127 to 894 code for a protein of 255 amino acids. The transcript is spliced from 7 exons. The record is from RefSeq and is a predicted model, not a curated record. Lineage: Eukaryota; Metazoa; Chordata; Actinopteri; Syngnathiformes; Callionymidae.